Molecule: messenger RNA, 1589 nt
Organism: Musa acuminata AAA Group (dessert banana)
Lineage: Eukaryota; Viridiplantae; Streptophyta; Magnoliopsida; Zingiberales; Musaceae
Product: putative disease resistance protein RGA1
Exons: 1
Coding region: 87-1433 (448 amino acids)
Biological process (GO): defense response to fungus
Molecular function (GO): ADP binding
Source: RefSeq, a predicted model, not a curated record
UUGCCAGAUAUAACUUGCACCUUACCCUUGCCUUGGCUGCCACAAGGCUUGGAGAGAGCUACUCUACUCCCACUCUGUGACCAAAGAUGGCCGUUGUUCUUGAUGCCUUCAUCUCCGGGCUGGUCGGUACGUUGAAGGACGUGGCUAAAGAGGAGGUGGACUUGCUGUUGGGCGUCCCCGGGGAGACCCAAAAGCUCCAACGCUCUCUCCGCAACAUCCACUCUGUCCUUCGCGACGCCGAGAAGCGGCGGAUCGAGGACGAGGCCGUCAACGACUGGCUGAUGGAGCUCAAGGACUUCAUGUACGACGCCGACGACCUCCUCGACGAGUGCCGGAUGGAGGCCCAGAGGUGGACUCCUCGUGAGUCCGAUCCGAAGCCGUCCACCUUGUGCGGAUUUCCCAUCUUGGCUUGCUUUCGCGAGGUCAAGUUCAGACAUGAGGUGGGCGUCAAAAUCAAGGAUCUCAACGAUCGGCUGGAAGAGAUCUCGGCCCGAAGGUCCAAGCUGCAACUCCAUGUGUCUGCGGCGGAACCAAGGGUGGUUCCUCGAGUUAGUCGCAUAACUUCCCCGGUGAUGGAGUCUGACAUGGUUGGCGAGCAACUGGAGGAGGACUCCAAGGCACUGGUGGAGCAGCUGACAAAGCAAGAUCCGAGUAAGAACGUGGUGGUGCUGGCAAUUGUGGGGAUCGGCGGCAUCGGAAAGACCACCUUCGCUCAGAAGGUGUUCAAUGAUGGUAAAAUCAAAGCCAGCUUCCGCACCACCAUCUGGGUGUGCGUGUCCCAAGAGUUCAACGAGACGGAUCUUCUCAGAAAUAUCGUUAAAGGUGCUGGUGGAAGCCAUGGUGGAGAACAGAGCAGGAGUCUGCUGGAGCCCUUGGUGGAGGGUCUCCUGAGAGGGAACAAGUUCUUGCUGGUGUUGGAUGAUGUUUGGGAUGCUCGGAUCUGGGACGACUUGCUCCGCAAUCCUUUGCAGGGAGGAGCAGCAGGCAGCAGGGUGCUGGUGACCACCAGAAACGCAGGGAUCGCGAGGCAAAUGAAGGCGGUCCACGUCCACGAGAUGAAGCUGCUGCCUCCGGAGGAUGGCUGGUCCCUCCUGUGCAAGAAGGCGACGAUGAAUGCAGAGGAGGAAAGGGAUGCCCAAGAUCUCAAGGACACAGGCAUGAAGAUUGUUGAGAAAUGCGGAGGGCUUCCCCUGGUCAUCAAUACCAUCGGAGUGGUCCUCCGCGAUAGAGGACUCAACAGAAAUGCGUGGGAGGAAGUUUCUGAGCUACCAAGACUUGUCAUCCCAUCUCAAGCAAUGCUUUCUCUACUGUGCCUUGUUCCAAGAAGACUGUGUGUUUCACGGGCGUACCAUCGUCAGAUUAUGGAUAGCCGAGGGGUUUCUCGAAGCACGAGGAGAUGUCACUUUGGUGGAAACAGGGGAGCAAUAUCGUAGAGAGCUGCUUCGUAGGAGCCUUCUACAAUCGGAGCCUUACGGUCUGGACUACGAUGAGUCUUCCAUGAUGCAUGACCUGCUACGAUCGCUCGGCCAUUUCCUAUCGAGAGAUGAGAGCUUGUUCAUUAGUGACGUGCAAAACGAGUGGAGAACUGC